AUGGCAACCCAAGGAGAUUCAGAGCUCCCUCCAGAAGCAAUUGCUUUCGCAACGAGGAUUUACGAUGCUGCUCGAGCAGGACAGAUGGAUAUCUUUCAACAGGCCUUACCGGCUGGUUUACCAGCGAAUAUGAUGAACGAGAAGGGUGAUAGUCUUGUCAUGCUCGCAGCCUACCACGGCCGCCCUCAGCUCGUCAAACUCCUCAUCCAACACGGAGCUGAUCCAAAUCGAGUUAAUGAUCGAGGACAGACGCCGUUAGCGGGUGCGGUAUUCAAGGGCGAGGCGGAGGUUAUUGAGGCUUUGUUAGAAGGAGGAGCAGAUCCGGAUUAUGGAACGCCAAGCGCCAUGGAAGCUGUGACUUUGUUUAGGCAAGAGGAGAAGUGGAAGGCGAGGUUCGAGGAGGCACCUGGGAGGGGAAAGGCUGUCAAUGGAGUUUGA
Messenger RNA from Cadophora gregata, 438 nucleotides. RefSeq lists its product as uncharacterized. The transcript is spliced from 3 exons. The record is from RefSeq and is a predicted model, not a curated record. The coding region runs from base 1 to 438 and encodes 145 amino acids. Gene Ontology annotation, molecular function: protein binding. NCBI's taxonomy places the organism in Eukaryota, Fungi, Ascomycota, Leotiomycetes, Helotiales, Ploettnerulaceae.